CGCACAACAAAUCCGCCAUUGUCAUCGGAGCGUCGCACAGUUGAAAGUUGGCGACUUUGCAAUGCGACGUGCCGAGCACAACGCGGUCGCGUUGAAUCAUGCGUACGUCGCGCAGAUGCAGGUGCUUGCGGCCAAGAUGGAAUGGACCAAGCGUGCGGUGGCCGAGCACAAUGCGAGGAAGGCAGCGGCGGUACGUCUGCGAGGCAAACUGAACCAGCGGCGGUACCGCGCGGAACGCGAGCGGACGCUGCGCCGUCUCGAGCACAUGAUCCACACGUUGCACCUCGAGGUUGCUCGUAUGGAAGGACGGGUCGAACUGUACCACGUCGUUGUUCCCGCGAUGCUGCGCACGUAUGCACCAGAGUUUCAACUCGCGCGAGAAAACUAUCGCUUGUUUGCCCACGGGUACUGUGUCGACCCGACGCAUGCGCGGCACCAAGCCCAAGUCGGCUACCUGAACAGCGCGAUGAGCGAGGACCUCGUCAUGAUGGGCAGUGUGGGCCGCGACAAAUUGUUUGAUCAGUGGGCCAUGUAUAUGACAACGUUCGGGUCGAUUGCGAUGGACCUGCUGACGCUCGAUGCAGUGUCUUUCUCGCCCAACGUUGUCAUACACGCCCAAGCCGUCAUGCACCUGCGGUUGACUCGUGUGUCUAUCGAGCUGCUCUUUCCGGUCGUCCGAACGAACGAGCCGCUGGUCCACAAACUCGUUGGGAAGGUGCUGCACUUGCCCAUGCAAAUGCGCUUUCACUUUGACCGCCACGGUGUCGUGCAAGAGCUCGGAACGCAUGCCAGGACGACAGAAGCUCUCGUGGAUGUAUUGGAAAAUGUUGAAGAGGCCGUCGCCGUGCUCGGGGCCAUGCAGCUCACGGAAGACGCUGAAAUCGUCGCGCCAUCAGCCGUGGAGGACAGAUGACGAGACACACUAUGUCCACACUGACCGCCGCGGUCGGCAAUCGUGUCCUUGCAUGUUGUUUCGCCUCGCGACGAGCAUGCAACCCGUGUAGUCGACGUAAUGUACGCAUAUAUUUCGCUAACGCUCCGUUGUUUGGUCGAGCACGAAAAUCCACCACGAUGUCCAGCA
Aphanomyces invadans is the source of this 1081-nucleotide messenger RNA. RefSeq lists its product as hypothetical. The record is from RefSeq and is a predicted model, not a curated record. The transcript has a single exon. Bases 62 to 913 code for a protein of 283 amino acids. Lineage: Eukaryota; Oomycota; Saprolegniomycetes; Saprolegniales; Verrucalvaceae.